Molecule: messenger RNA, 2782 nt
Organism: Paramormyrops kingsleyae
Lineage: Eukaryota; Metazoa; Chordata; Actinopteri; Osteoglossiformes; Mormyridae
Product: caveolin-3-like
Biological process (GO): cell differentiation; regulation of membrane potential; regulation of cytosolic calcium ion concentration
Cellular component (GO): focal adhesion; caveola; sarcolemma
Molecular function (GO): molecular adaptor activity; transmembrane transporter binding
Source: RefSeq, a predicted model, not a curated record
GUCGGAUAGUAUUUUAAUCCUGGCGUCAGUCUAGGAACAGACAAUUAAGAAAGUCCAGACUCCAGUCUCCUAGUGUUGCACUGUAGUGCUCCGCUCCUUCUGUUCCUCAAGCUGAAGUAGGUCUCUGGUGAUACCAUGGUUGAGAAGUACAAUGCCAUGGAGGAGAAGCUGGUGGAGGACAGCAACACCAAGGAGAUCGACCUAAUCAACCGGGACCCCAAACAGAUAAAUGAAGAUGUUGUCAGGGUGGAAUUUGAGGAUGUGAUUGCUGAGCCAGAUGGCAGCCACAGCCUGGAUACUGUGUGGAAGGCCAGCUACACCACCUUCACCGUCUCCAAGUACUGGUGCUACCGGCUGCUCUCUGCUGUCUUCGGCAUCCCCAUGUCCCUGCUGUGGGGCUUCCUGUUCGCCUGCAUCUCCUUCUGCCACAUCUGGGCCGUUGUGCCCUGUAUUAAGAGCUACUUGAUUGAGACACAGUGCCUCAGCCGUGUUUAUGGACUCUGCAUCCACACCUUCUGCGACCCGCUCUGUGAAGCUAUGGGAAAGAUCUUCAGCAGCAUCAAAAUGACUCUGCGCAAGGAGGUGUAGAGCGUGCACGGUGGGCUCGGAGCAGCCUUCCAGGAUCACCGAGCACCACCCCAGUACCUCUAUGUAAAUAUAAAGAAUAACCCUCAGGUCCAGGACCCCAACUGCUGACUGCUUUCACAGAUUCAUACAUCCUACAUGAUUGAUCCAUUUUACUAUUUAACAAAGUGCCACAGGACAUUCUCUUUUCUGGGUAACCAAUAUACUGUACACAAUAAUAAUGCAACUCAAGAGCUCCGUUGGUGCAUUUCUCAAUUAAAAGUAAAUGUUAUCCCACCACUGUGCCUAGUCUAACAGAAAAUAUCACAAGUCUUCCUAACGUUUACAGUAACCUUCAAUCACAUAAGCAGACUCCCAUAACCACAAGGUUCAGGCACUAGAAAAUGAACAAACAAUAACUGAACUGAUCCUCUAUAUGCUGAUAUACCUUAAUCUCUACCAGCAAAUGAGAACUAUAGCUUAUCCACUACAUACAAAACACAAAAUGGAAUCCGUAUUCAGAGAAGGCUUCAUUAGAUGGGAUACUAUAUUUUCCUGGUAAGGAAGACAACAAUCACAAAGAGGGUUCAAUCAGCAACGCUUACAGGAACAGUGUGGCUCUGUAGUUUAGGGCUGUGCCCGUGAUCAGAAGGCUGCUGGUUCAAAUCCUGUGGCCUCUGGAGUGAUAUCAGCAUUGGGCCCUUGACCCAGGCCCCUAGCACCAACCAGAGCCGGCUGACCCUGUGCUUUGACCUCAAGCUUGCUUUCACCUGUAUGUGGAGAACACGGUGGGGUAUGCAAACCCUAAACCAAUUUCUCAAAGUAUUUACCUUUUUAUUCAGUCACACUCCCCAUGUUAUACCACAGUAUACGGCUUUUGAUAGUGCUGUCAAAAUACAACGCUCAACACACAAUUUUAAAAGAAUUUGCCAAAGCAUUGCAGUUCUCUAAAACAAAACACACCUUACGACAAUUAAAUGAAAAACAUUUCAUUUCACUGUUACAAAGAUAUAUUUCAGCCUUGCCUGUUCAAACUAAUACUUUCAAACUUUAUACAGAAAAGCACUUGGACUCAGGCAGUGCAAGACAGGUGUUACACUGGAUUUAGCAGGUAUAAUGAAGAGAGCUGUCCUAUCCAUUCGUGCCUGAUAAUGUUCCACAAAUGUGCAAGGACUUCAAAAGCGUCCGACAGGUUUGUCACCUUUCCCGAUGAGUUACAAGAAUGAAAACUUGUGUAAAAUAUACGUAAAACAAAAAGCUUAGAUUAAGAAACAGCUGGAAUAACAGAUUUCAGUCGCCUUUUGCCAGCUGUGCCACCAAAGUUAAAUGAAAAACGUGAGUUUCUGCUGCGGCCCCUUCAGUGCCAACGUGCCCGUUUAUCCGAAGUGGAGAGCGGAGCCAGGUCUGCAUCCUGGGGGCUGGACGCCAUGUGCUUCCUGCUGGGAGUACUCUCCCGCAUCCUGGAAGAGCCACUGGUUCAGAGGAACAGAGUGUUUUUCUUUUAAUGCAUAAAUAAAUGCAAAGAGCAAGUGAGAACCUUUUUCUUAGAUCCGGUUAAAAAUCCACCUCAGCCUGUUCAGUUAACAGAACUAGACCGUGAAUAAACUAGGGUUGCCAAGGUAUGAGAUUUUCAUGGUACUGUAUAACCAUCUGAGAAAAUAUCAUGGUUUCAUGGUAAUAUGGUAAACUAAUAUCAGUGACAGUGACCAUGACAGGAAUUAACACAAGGGUUAUUUUGGCUGAACAAAUGCUUCAUUAUAGCUGAAACUUAAAACAUUUUUUAAUGGAAGUAUAUGUAAAAAGUGUCCCUUUUGAAAAUAACUAAACAAACAAACCAAACAAACAAAAGCAAAUAAAUUGGAAAGCUGUAAACCUCAAAUUUGAACAAAAGAAAUUAGGAGGAAAAAAGGAUCAGGAUCUUUAAUAAAAAUUACACUAUCAAGCUAAAUAUACAUUAUUAGUCUAAUAAAACAUGCCAAUGAAACAAUUCUUAUCAAGCUAAAUAUAUGGAUAUAAUCCAUAAAACAUUACUAAUUUAUAUUUAGUUCAGCAGCAGUCUAAUAAACAUGUAAAAAAUUAACUACAUUACCAUCUCUUCCAACAGACCCUGAGAAAAUCAUGCAUUAGACAUUCUGCUUUCUCAUGUAAUGAAGAAAAAAAUGAAGUCUUAGGAGUGCCUUGUAUUCUGAAUGCCGUGAUAUUACACAGUAUAUGUUCA